Messenger RNA from Anthonomus grandis grandis, 1234 nucleotides. Its product is annotated as cyclin-J-like protein. The transcript has 7 exons. Gene Ontology annotation, biological process: mitotic cell cycle phase transition; regulation of cyclin-dependent protein serine/threonine kinase activity. The record is from RefSeq and is a predicted model, not a curated record. NCBI's taxonomy places the organism in Eukaryota, Metazoa, Arthropoda, Insecta, Coleoptera, Curculionidae. Gene Ontology annotation, molecular function: cyclin-dependent protein serine/threonine kinase regulator activity. Gene Ontology annotation, cellular component: cytoplasm; nucleus; cyclin-dependent protein kinase holoenzyme complex. The coding region runs from base 138 to 1022 and encodes 294 amino acids.
CUAGGCGGGAAAAUUUAGCGAACCCACGCUCCAUUGAUUCUUCCGCGAAAUAAUAGUUUUUUUUUUUGUCGAAAUUGAUUUAGUGAUAAUUAAGAAAGUUCCAGGUUUAUUUAAUAUUAGAAGACGACGAAUUAAGGAUGAAUAAUUUAAUUAAUAAGGAUUCACUAGCGUACGUCGAAAAUCAGAGUUGGGAAAAUAUCAAGGAGUACCUCGAAAGUUUUAAAGAAGUGACCCGCCAAAGAGAGAAAAACCUUAUUCCAUUUUACCAUAACGCUCCACAGCUUGCAUACAGAUCAGGCAUAGUACGCUACCUAAAAAAAGUAUGCACAGACAAACAGUUCAGUCAUUGUUGCCUCCACCUCGCAGUAUAUUUAGUAGAUAUUUUCAUGGAUUCGCAUAAUAUUGUACCGCAAAAGAUCCUUGUAAUGACCAACGUGUGUCUUCUACUAGCAGUAAAAUUCGAGGAACACGUCAGACAAGUUCCCAAAAUAUCCGAGCUAAACGCCAUAGUGCAAAACCGUUACACAGUAAAAGAGCAUAAAUUUUGGGAAAUUGUCAUCCUUAACUUCUUCUGCUGGUACAUCCGGUAUCCGACUGCUGCUCACUACGCCCACUACUUUAUGCAGGUGUCAGUGACGGCUGAGGAAUUACGCAACAGGAGCGAGACUGUGCGCUCUAUGGUUUUCACGCUUAAUGAAAAGGUCUUGGAAUACCUUGAUCAAGUUAUUGAAAGCGUCCACUACAUGCAAGACUUCAGACCUUCCCUUCUUGCCGCGGCAAUUAUAUCAGCCAGUAGAAUUGAGUGUGGCUUACCACCCUGGACGGAUUAUUUAUCUGAAAUAACAGAUUAUAAAAUAGAUGAUAUCCAGGCCCUUUUAUGUACCUUAAGUGUAAACAAGUACAGUCAGAGAGUGGAGCCGAUGCUCCCUUACUCAAGUUUCAUUUGUACUUUCAAGAAUAAUUACUGUGAAACUUGCAAAAUUGUGAGCUGUCCCAAGUGUUUUUUCCUCAGGAAAACAUAAAUUUAGUUUUACUUCCAAAGCUUCUGUAUAUAUUUCUCUAUCUUCUGAUCAUAUUUAAUAAUACUCUUAGUAGUGAGCCUAAUAUUAUACAAGAAAAAAACGAACAAAAUAAGUUAUUUUUGUAUCCUUUUUUUCUACCUUUGGUGCUUUCAUGUAAAAAAAACAUUAGAAGUUCUAUAAUUUAUUAAUAAAGUUUUUUUGUUACAAAAGUG